Molecule: messenger RNA, 2323 nt
Organism: Symsagittifera roscoffensis
Lineage: Eukaryota; Metazoa; Xenacoelomorpha; Acoela; Convolutidae
Exons: 6
Coding region: 73-2253 (726 amino acids)
Molecular function (GO): zinc ion binding
Source: RefSeq, a predicted model, not a curated record
UUGUCAUUUGCUGCUUUUACUUCAUUAUCAGUUGGAAUUUGCUGUUACAGUGGUACUUGAGUAAAAAACACUAUGGAUCAUUGUGAGUGUACCUCGUGUGGCGAAAAAUAUCCUAGUAUUCAAUUUUUCCAUUGUACACAUUUUGCGGAAAAACAAGAGGUUGAUGGAGCUGUUGACAAGUUGUGCGAGUCCUGCAUUGUUCCUCACAUUAGAAAACAUGCUCAAGACGUAACUGAUGCCAAAGGCAACAAACCUUUAAUUUGCACAGAGCAUAAGAUACUGAGACUCCAGUACUGCAGGACCUGCGAUCUUGCUUUCUGCUCGCAGUGUGUUAGUUAUCAUAGUAAGCAUGAAUUUCAAACUCUUGCCGAAAAAGACAAAGAGUUGAAAAAAGUGAUUCACGAAAUUUUGACGGAUUUAGAAACUGUGAAAGAAAAACCGUUGAGGUUGAAGAAAGAAGAAUUAUCUAAAAUAGUGGAAGAAAAACGCCAAGAGAUAGAAAACCUAAAGCAAUUCGUUGAUGCGAAAUUGAACCAAAUUAAGUUAAAAACCGAUGAAAUACUUGACAGAAAACUCGAGGGAAUCAUAGCAGAAGAAAAUGAGUUGAAUAAUGAUGUGGUUGAUUUGGGAAAUAUGCAGGCAAAGUGUAGAACAUUGUUGGGUAUGUCUACUGCUUCACUUAUAGAAACACUGCCCAAAAUACGACUCGAGAUUGAGACGUUGAACAAAGCCUAUCAGCGCUCGAUGACAAAAGAAGUUAAAUUAACUAUUGUCGAUGUGAACUCAUUGGAUUACUUAAUCAAGGAUUCCGAGAUCAAUAUUUUGAAAGCUGUCGAAGAACAAAGAAUAACAGAAGAAACUACAGUUUUCUUAGCUCCGUCUCUGAGUGCUGAUGAGGCUCUAGCUCAUGAAUUCCAUAAAGAUCCUCACGGAGGUCUCAAAAUAUCAAAACUAGAUGUAGAUUGUUAUGGAACAAAGCGCCAAAUCAGUUCUUCGUACACUCUUCCUGUCUCUUCAAAUCUAAAAGUAAAGAGAGUGUUUCCUAUGGGGUAUCAAGUACUGAUCAAGUUUGACACUGGUAUAUUGAUUUUGUUUGAUAUCAGCCAGAAAACUUUCAGGGUUUUUGAACAGCCUGCCAUUAUUUCUCUGUUAUGGCCGUAUUGUAACUAUAGUAAUACUAUUGCAUGGUCAUAUUGGGACGAAGAAAGAAAGAAGAUUAAAUUUACUCAUGACGAUAUGUGUGAAAUUGAGUGUGAGCAGAAGCCAUUUAUUCGAAUGAGCUGUUCUAAUUCAAAUCUAAUGUGUUUUGUAGAUGCAAACCAAAAAAUCAUAAGUGUUGAUACCUGCAUGAAAAAGGUUCAGCAAAAACCAGAAAUCCAAGCCCAGCAGCACCAAGUCCAAUCUAUUGACUGUAUAUCUACUUAUCAUAACUAUCUGUUUGUCUGGUCCGCUUCAGUCAAAGCAGUGAGUUACAUUCUAAAGGACAGCGCAGGGAAUUUCCGCACAAUGCAAAAGAUAUCUUGGCUCGACAAGCCUGAAAUUUUCGAAGUGAAUCUAAAAGAAAUACUUGGGGAGAAAUCAUUCGUACUAGUGCCUUCAGUGAAGCCUGAAGACUCACAGGAGGACAAAUAUGACUUGUUUGGUGUUUGUAAGUUCCAAGGAUCAUUCUACACAGUCAAAGUAAUCAUCACUAAAGCGUACCAACACUGCAUGCAACACUACAGCGACAUCGUUUGGGAGAGAUGCCUCUGGAUGGAAGGAAUAAUGGUAGCACCCAAGGUGUUAUCACAGACAAUGAUGAACUGGCUGCAAUGCCACCACAAGCGGAAGAACAAAACUUACUCGACCUUGAAGUACAUGGAUGCUAAAGAUGCGAUGGUGAUGAUUCUGGUGAGUACAAACCUGCCGGCGGAGAAGUUCUCGGAGGGGUCUGGGAAGGCCAAGGAGAUAGUAGCCUCCGUCUCCAAACACUUUGACAUCAAACCAGAGCACAUAGUGCUGGGGUUCCACCCAGACGGAAAGUACUGGUUCCGAGACAGUGAUGCCCCCAUCUUCAAUGUCCAAGUGGUGGCCCCCGCGGCCAUGAUGGAGGCGGACAAGAUGGAGAAGGCCAUACAGCUCAUGACCAAGGCCGUCCAAGAGAACUUCCCCGAUGUCAGCGAGGACAGAGUUCUCAUCUUCUUCCGUGCCCACGAUCCUUCUCAAGCUGGAAUCAGUGGCCAGACGAUGCUCAAGUACUACCAAGGCCUCUAAGGAACAGACACAACAUGGAUCCCAUUGAAAAUCAAACAAACGAUGCAAGUGAAAUCAAAUAAAGUGAAUA